Penicillium expansum is the source of this 1500-nucleotide messenger RNA. RefSeq names its product MFS transporter. Gene Ontology annotation, molecular function: transmembrane transporter activity. NCBI's taxonomy places the organism in Eukaryota, Fungi, Ascomycota, Eurotiomycetes, Eurotiales, Aspergillaceae. Gene Ontology annotation, cellular component: membrane. Bases 1 to 1500 code for a protein of 499 amino acids. The record is from RefSeq and is a predicted model, not a curated record. Gene Ontology annotation, biological process: transmembrane transport. The transcript is spliced from 6 exons.
AUGAUAGAACAGGACGAAGAAAAGGCAGAAGCUGAGCUGCCCAUCAAAAACAGUGAUAGAUAUCCUGUCACAGACCUUGACCAAGGCAUUGUGGGAUGGGAGGAUCAAGAUGAUCCGUUAAAUCCAAAAAAUUACCCUGUAGCUAGGAAAUGGUUUCUUCUUGUGCUCGUCAGCAUGAUCACUUUCAUCAGUCCCUUCGCAUCUUCAUUAUUUGCACCUGGUGUGGCAGAUGCGGAUCGCGAGUUCGACAACACAUCGUCUAUUCUGGGAUCCCUUGGUGUGACAUCCUAUCUGUUUGGCUACGGUGUCGGUCCAUUGUUUCUGUCGCCAUUGAGCGAGAUAUAUGGGCGGAGAAUCAUUCUCAAUAUUUCCACCUCUUUUUUCGUCCUCUUCCAUGUUGGCUGUGCACUUGCACCGAACCUCUCCGCAUUGAUAUGCUUCAGGGUUCUUACAGGAAUUGGAGGUUCUGCAUGCUUGACUAUUGGGGGUGGGGUUGUGUCAGACUUGUUCGAACCCGAACAGCGCGGUAUGGCCAUGUCAAUAUUCGGCGCUGGGCCUCUCUUGGGGCCUGUCCUUGGGCCUCUUUGCGGUGGCUUCAUUGCACAAAGAGCAGGGUGGAGAUGGAUUUUCUGGGUUCUUGUCAUUGCAGGCGGCUCGUUUACACUCUUCGUUAUGUUGUUCAACCGAGAGACAAACCCUGUUACUCUAUUACGUCGCAAAACAGUAUCCCUGCAGAAAGAGCUGGGCCGUUCUGAUCUCCGCAGCUACUACGACAAAGCAAAAGAUCCGAAAGCCGAGAGCCGCAAACGCAAAGGAAUAUUUUCGCUACGCGGUCUAGCCACUCCAUUCCAGCUUUUGUUCCGCUCGCCCAUCGUGUCGAUCAUCGCUGUAUAUAUCGCCACAGUCUACGGCUGCCUCUAUCUCCUUCUCACAACCGUCACAAACGCCUUCAGAGAGACCUAUCACUGGAGCCUCGAGACCAGUGGGCUAGCCUACAUUGGGCUUGGUUCAGGGUUCCUGUUUGGACAGCUUGUCUUCGCAAUAUUGAGUGACAGAGCCAUCAUUCGUCUCAAAGCCCGCAAUGGAGGUGUCUUCGAGCCAGAGAUGCGCCUGCCACUCUGUGUAGUCUUUGCCUUGUCUGUUCCAGUCUCAUUCUUCUGGUAUGGCUGGUCACUACAGGCUAAAACACACUGGAUCGUGCCCAUCAUCGGUCUUUUCCCCUUCGCUGUCGGCCUGGUUGGCAUUUUUGGCACAUUGCAUACGUACAUCAUUGACUCGUAUCCGCGAUAUGCAGCGUCAGGAAUAGCAGCGCUAACAGUCUCUCGAUCUCUUGUUGGCGCGCUUUUGCCGCUUGCUGGACCUGAUAUGUACCGGACACUUGGUUAUGGCUGGGGGAACUCGUUGCUUGGGUUUAUAACCCUUGCAAUGGUUGGAAUGCCUAUUAUCUUCAAUCGCGUUGGGGCAAGACUGAGGAAUAGCUAUGCAACUAAGUUCAACUAG